AUGCACGCCUUUUCCAUACUCACCCUUGGGAUAUUUGUUGCGGGCUAUAUCACCGCGCGGUGGGACCUUGUCACUCGCUUGUACGAGUUGGCAAUCUUUGCCUGGGAUCACGGCGUUGUGUGGCUUUGCGCCGAUGAAAUCCGCUGCAAGAGGAUGUCAUUCACAGAAUUCUUACUGACUCGAUAUGCUUUCAGCAUCCGCGCCACGUCAAUCUGGGCGUCUCCGCACGAGAACAGCUACGACGCCGAGGCUCGUUCUGAGAGUCCCGAGGAUGAAAAUAUGCUAAUGAGUGACGGGUUAUUACGGGUAUUCUGGCCGUAUGAUUUGCCGCGGUCUUCAAGCUCAGGGGUGAUUGUAGGAUGGCGCAAUUCCGAGCUGGACUUUUUUGUUCUCAUGGUUUUGGAAGAAGUUGAGCCAUGGGAUGCUGAUUCAUCGCUUUUUGGGAGACAGCCACGAAAUGUCGACAAUGCACUGCGCGCUGGGAUACUCUUCAGAAAUGCGCCGCAUCCGAUUGUUCGCAUAUUCAGUUUGUGCGGCCGAUCGCAAAUGCAUGUCCUUGGCUCAACAAAUCCUCGCUCGCCCCCGGACACGUUCAGCUCCUCUCAUCUGUAUGUGAAUACGCAGACCAGCACGAGGGCGCCACAAAUAUACUGCCCACCGGACAUGAAUCUCUCUGUGCAGGUAGUCAUGUAUGACCGCCCGCACCCAACCCGUAUGGAGUACAUGUCCUUAAAUCCGAUUUCAUUGGCUUUGGGCGAUAAGAAAGUCUCGGCAGAGCAACUUGGGCUCUUGUCUGACAAGAUUGAUUCCGAGGAGGCAAAGGAGAAGGCCCAGGCUCAAGCGCUCGUUGAGAAACUCAAGUUCCAUACCGUUGUCAAGCAUACGCCGUCACAGAAAGAACAAGCCCUGCCGCUCAUCAUAAAUCAGAUCAAUUGUGCCUAUGAAAUGGCUCAACUGAUGCACAGAAAUUCCAAUUUGAUCGGAAUCCGUGCUAAGCGGAGCAUGAGCGUUGGAGAGCGAGUGGUCGAGUCGGCCACCACAUUGUGGGGCUUCGUUGUUCUGUGUCUGGCUCAUGUCUUUUGGCAGUGGAUGUGGCCUGUCAUCACCAGAGUGUUUGUGAUAGGCCUAGUGGGACACCGAUCUGUCGCUGAGAUUGUUUUGCAAGUCCUUGAGUGGCGAGCUCGACCAGAUGCCGCGGCUAUCAAGGAUAUUUCCGCGACUGCACAGCAAGUUGAUAUAAGGUUGCAGCAGUUUUGUUACUGGCCGAUUCAGUAUGUCAAGCUUCGUCAACGCAAAGACAACUGGGAGAGUGUCACUACUAGUCAUCCAGACUACAUCCGUUUCUACAACAGUUUGUGGCUGGUGGCUAAUGAUGUAAUCAUCGGCAUUGCUUUGGGGUCCUACAUCAUUGACAAUGCGAAUUGGGUGGCAUCCCAGAUCAAUACCGUCCUUACCGGCUGGACUGUGGAGGGCUUACAGCGUACGAUAUCGUGGCUGAUGGACUGGCCGGCCGGCUUGAAGCUCAACAAUGAGCUCGCAGCAUUUCUUGGUGAUCUUUUCCUCUGGGUCAUUGAGAACUGGGCUGCCUGUAUCGCAAACCUGCAGCCGUAUCUGCCUCACAUCAUCUACAUUGUGGGAUGCUCGAGCUUUGCCGGUGCCAGCAUGCCAAUCGCCCUCUUCUCGGACCUGUUGUCCAUUCUCACCGUGCACAUUUACUCCUUCUACAUCGCAUCUGCCAGAAUUUUCAACUGGCAGCUGACCAUCAUAAUUUCUCUUUUUCAUCUGUUCCGAGGCAAGAAGCGCAAUGUUUUGCGCAAUCGAAUAGACUCAUGCGAUUACGACCUCGAUCAGCUUCUACUGGGCACCAUUUUGUUCACUGUUCUUUUCUUCCUUCUCCCCACCGUGAUUGUGUUCUACCUGACGUUUGCCUCCGCCCGAAUGUUGAUAAUUACCAUGAAAGCCGGCUUUGAUACCUGCCUGGCGUUUCUGAAUCACUUCCCGCUUUUUGCGCUCAUGCUGAGGGUCAAAGACUCGCGACGUCUACCGGGAGGGAUUCGGUUUGAGUUGCGGGAGUCGCUAGGUGGGGGCCUCAAUGCCGCAGACUUAUCCGCUGUAUCCUACAUUCAUCUCGAGUCUAUUCCACUCUCACUACGCGCCAUGUUCGACCAAUACUUCCAGCUUGGUCACCGUCUUCGCAAGCAUUACCUGGCGCCUCGUGUGAUCUUCUGUCUUAUGACCGGGCGUUUUGUCCCCCCAAUUCAUCGCCGCAACCUUUACAGUAUGCAGUAUAGCAUGCUUCCAGCACGGCGUGCAGGUAUGAGCGAGGUUUGGGCCCUGUUGACCCAGCCUAAGAAAGGCGGAAAUGGAAGUUCGAGUGUUAAUACGUCUGGAGGACUUGGCGCUUUGAAUAAUCCCCUCCCCAAAGUUCCGCCUCAUUUUGGACAAGGCGAUCUUCGCCGCAGAGGGAGCUAUCGCUGA
Penicillium diatomitis is the source of this 2478-nucleotide messenger RNA. RefSeq names its product phosphatidylinositol N-acetylglucosaminyltransferase. Gene Ontology annotation, cellular component: endoplasmic reticulum; membrane. Bases 1 to 2478 code for a protein of 825 amino acids. The record is from RefSeq and is a predicted model, not a curated record. NCBI's taxonomy places the organism in Eukaryota, Fungi, Ascomycota, Eurotiomycetes, Eurotiales, Aspergillaceae. The transcript has 4 exons. Gene Ontology annotation, biological process: GPI anchor biosynthetic process.